GGCCUAUAUAAAGAAAGAGAGUGUAGCAAGAGAAGAGAGGUGUGGUUUGUAGGAUCAUUUGGGGAGCACUACAGAGACUGAACUGUGCAGUAACAGAAACCACUUGUGUGUUUGUGCGUGUGUGUCCAUGUGGCUGAAAGUAUAGUAUUUGGGAAGUGUCUGUCUGUGUGUGUGCGUGUGUGUGUGCGUGUGUGUGUGUGUGUGUGUGUGCGUGUGUGUGUGUGUGUGUGUGUGUUUGAGGAACCAUGUCAGGUCUCGGGAAAGGUUUGACAGUGAAGCGCUGCCUCACCUUUGCUACGGGUCUGGUGGAGUGUCUGUGUUUUGCUGGAGCUGUGUUUGGAUGGGCUUCUCUUGUCUUUGUUUUGAAGACCGAGGGCUACUUCAGCUCUCUGUGUGUCAACACCACAGGAGUCAAUGCAACGCAGGUCUUAGAUUGCAGCGGGCAGGAUGAACAGUUCUCUCUUGUUUUCACCAUCGCCUCCUUUAUGAACAAUUUCCUGACGCUGCCUAAUGGUUUCCUCUUUGACCGGUUUGGUACUACAGUGGCUCGACUCCUUGGAACCUGUCUUUAUACCCUGGGUUCCUUGAUGUUGGCUUUGUCCACUGCAGCUUUCUCCAACCUCCUCUUUCCAGCUAUUUCACUCCUGGCAGUAGGAGGCAUCUUGUUUUUAUUGACCAACAUGCAGGUUGGAAACCUGUUUGGCUCCCGUCGCUCGACCAUCAUUACUCUCUAUAACGGGGCGUUCGACUCUUCAUCAGCACUUUUCCUUGUCAUCAAGCUGUUGCACGAGGCGGGCGUCUCUCUGCGAGCCUCCUUCCUCUUCCUGUGCGCCUGCAGCGUCCUUCACCUGCUCAGGACUUUCUUCCUGCUGCCCAGAAAACACAUUCCCUACCCACUGCCGGAUGAAUACACAUACGGGAUAACCUGUGGAAAAUCAAAGACUCUGAGCUUAGAGCAGACAAAAGAUAAUGUUAACGCUCAGAAGAUGAGAGAGGAAAGUCCCCUGAACACAGACGAUCCGGUGAAACAAGAGAAGAGUUUUCGUGAGUGUUUGAUGUCGAGGCUCUUUGUCCUCCACCUGCUGUGGCUGUCAGUGAUGCAGCUCAGACAUUACCUCUUCAUCGGCACCCUCAACCCCAUGCUGCAGAGACUGACAGAGGGAGAGCCUUCAUUGGUGAGCCGGUACAUCAAUGCCUUUGCUAUAACACAGCUGUGUGGCGUGCUGUGUGCUCCAUGGAACGGCCUCAUCUUUGACAGACACAAGGGCAAACCUCGUGCUGCAGGAGAAAGUGAACAGGAAGCGGACCUGCGUGCCUCCAUACUUUCUCUCUUCCUUACGGCGCUGCAGUGUGUGUUGUUCUCGGUUUGUGCCGCCACCCCAUACCUGCCGCUUCAGUACCUCACCUUCAUCCUUCAGGUGCUCAACCGCUCCUUCCUCUAUGGCGGCAACGCAGCUUUCCUCAGUGUGGCUUUCCCGUCCUGCCACUUUGGGAAACUGUAUGGUCUGGUCAUGGCUCUGUCUGCAGUGUUUUCUGUGCUGCAAUAUCCAUUCUUUGCCUUGGUGAAUGGACCUCUGGGUGGAGAUCCUUUAUAUGUGAACAUUGGUCUGGCGCUGCUCAGCCUGCUCGCCUUCAUCCAUCCUCUCUCUGUGCUCCUGCACUGUAGAAGUCUCGCCUCCCAGCGAGCCAUCAGUGCCUCCUCUUAAAGUCUGUAAAAUGAGACUCUAAAAUGCAAUUAUAACCAUUCCGUUUGUUUAAUGGUUAAUACCGGUAAUAUUUGUAUCAUGCUUGAAAAUGCAUUUCAAAUGGCAGCAAUGUGCAUUCAAAGCGCAUUCACCACAUUCUCCUGGAUACAUGUUUUUUAUUUUUCCUGUUGGUUGUAUCAAAGAUAUGAUGUCUAAUGUUUCCAGUAUUUUUUUAUAUUUCAAUAGAAGGACUGAGAGUAAUGAAGGAUUCCGUUUUUUUAUGAAAAAAGGGAAAUGUGUAUCUUUUUUUGUAUCAUUAAGUUUAUGCUUUAGGUUGACUGUAUUUUGAGGGUCAAGACUGAAUAGGUAGUAAUGUUGUUGAAAUGUCACUUUAAAUAUGUAUAUUAUUCAUUGUGAUGCACCAAAUUAAAUGAAUCUUUGUAAAUAAGUAUAGCAAACAGAAUGAUUAUGUUUGUAUCCUUACUCUUCCUCAUAUAAAACUAUAAUGACAAACAACAUGCAUGUACAAGCAACUACCUUUUUUUUUAAACAGAGGGUGCAGAAAAUGCAAUUUAAUAAGAGGUUGUUUUAUUUUUUAGACCAGAACUACAUCCUUCUAGUGUUGUAAUACAAUGCUGCAUUGAUUUGGAGUCACAUGACAAAAGCUAUUGAAAAAAA
Molecule: messenger RNA, 2363 nt
Organism: Notothenia coriiceps (black rockcod)
Lineage: Eukaryota; Metazoa; Chordata; Actinopteri; Perciformes; Nototheniidae
Product: solute carrier family 43 member 3
Exons: 13
Coding region: 246-1706 (486 amino acids)
Biological process (GO): transmembrane transport
Molecular function (GO): transmembrane transporter activity
Source: RefSeq, a predicted model, not a curated record